AUGCUCAAUGAAGUCAAUUGCUUCAAGAGACUGCUUCACACAACAGCCAGGACGGCUAAGACUCCAAAACUGGUGCAAAUAUGUGAGAAAUGGAAACACAAAACGGCUGAAGGAGUGCCAGAACUAUUGAGACAGGAUCGAGAUAAAGAUAUUUACAUUCUGUCGAUGUUCCCUUAUCCGUCAGGUGUCCUACAUAUAGGCCAUUUGAGGGUCUACGCCAUAAGCGACGCUCUUAAUCGAUUUUACCAAUUGAAAGGGUACAAUGUUCUUCAUCCUAUGGGAUGGGAUGCCUUCGGACUGCCAGCAGAAAAUGCAGCCAUUGAAAGACAAGUUGAUCCCUCUGAGUGGACUGCCCAGAAUAUUGCCAAGAUGAAGGAACAGAUGAAAAGCAUGCUGGCGAAUUUCAACUGGGAAAGGGAAAUUACGACCUGCAGCCCAGACUAUUAUAAAUUUACGCAGAUGAUAUUUCUGAAAUUGUUCAAGCAUGGUUUGGCGUAUCAAAAGGAAGCUGAGAUAAACUGGGAUCCCGUGGAUAAGACUGUACUGGCGAACGAGCAGGUAGAUGCUCAAGGUCGCUCCUGGCGAUCGGGUGCUUUGGUGGAGAAACGACUGCUACGUCAGUGGUUCUUGGGCAUAACCAACUUUGCGGCAGAAUUGAAGCAUGAUUUGAGAUAUUUGAAGAAUUGGCCUUCCAAAGUAAAGAGUAUGCAAAAUAAUUGGAUUGGCGAGUCGAACGGUGCAGAGUUGAAAUUCGCUACAAAUGACCCCGAUUUCCCGAGCAUUGAGAUUUUCACUACUAGAGCUGAGACGUUGUUCAGUGUUCAAUACGUGGCCCUCGCCUUGAAUCAUGGCCUCGUUGCAAAGUAUGCUCUGACAGAUGCCUCGUUGCAGGCCUUUAUCAAGAAAGCGGAGCUUCUACCGGAAGACUCAAAGGACGGCUUUCUACUAAAGGGUGUAUACUCCCGAAAUCCUCUAACCCAGGAAGACCUGCCAGUUUACGUAGCACCUUACGUGCUGAAGGAUUAUGGUUAUGGAGCUGUGAUGGGGUGCCCUGCACACGAUGAGCGGGAUUUUCAGUUUUGGAAGACGAAUGCUGCUGGAAUACCCGUUAGAAGAUGUCUGGACGUCUUGCCUGGUGAAGAGGAAGCCGGCGAGCUACCUUUUACCUCUAAAGAUGCGGUCAUGAGUGACAGCACGUUGGAGUACAGAGGGCUUUAUUCUGCUGAAGCAAGGAAGCAGAUCGUUCAGAAACUGCACUCUCAAGGUCUUGGCCGCAAUGUCAUACAAUACAAAUUGCGAGACUGGCUCAUCAGUAGACAGCGCUACUGGGGUACUCCGAUUCCAAUCAUCCACUGUUCCCACUGUGGGCCGGUUCCCGUUCCCGAAGAAGAUUUGCCAGUUCUACUUCCUAAAGUAACCGGCUUGAAAUCCAAAGGAAAUCCACUUUCUCAAAUACCAGAAUUUGUUGACGUGAAUUGCCCUACUUGUAAAGCACCUGCUAAGAGGGAAACUGAUACCAUGGAUACUUUCAUGGACAGUUCAUGGUAUUAUUUUAGAUUUACUGACCCUGAGAACCCGAAGCUGCCAUUUGGCUCCGAAAACGCGAACAAGUUGCUGCCGGUCGAUAUGUACAUUGGGGGCGUAGAGCAUGCUAUUUUGCACCUGCUAUAUUCGCGAUUUAUCGCCAAGUUUCUAGGUUCCAUUAACAUGUGGGAUGGUGGUUUGCUGAAAAAUGAACCUUUCAAACGCCUAAUUACACAAGGAAUGGUCCACGGCAAAACGUUCAUUGAUCCUGAAAGUGGCAAGUUUUUAAAGCCUAGCGAAUUGCGACAUGUUUCCAAUCCAGAAGAACCUGUUUUAAUCAAAGCUACAGGUGCAAAACCGAUUAUCCGAUAUGAAAAGAUGUCAAAGUCAAAAUACAAUGGUGCUAACUUCAACGACUGCAUUUCUAAACACGGUGCGGAUGCGACUAGGGCACACAUUCUCUUUCAGGCUCCAAUCGAGGAUGUUUUGAAUUGGGAGGAGAGCAAGAUUGUGGGUAUUGAGCGUUGGUUGGUGAAACUGCUUUCACUUACUUCCACAAUCUCAAAUCGUGGAAAAUUUGACGUGAAUUAUACUACUCCAAAAGAUCUGAAGCAGGAGGAGGCAGAUCUCCAUGCAACCGUUCAAAAGCUAAUCAAAUCUAUUACUGAGUCAUUUGAGGUAUACAUAUCGCUCAAUACUGUGAUAUCUGAUUAUAUGAAGCUGACGAAUGCUCUUGAUACUGCCGCAAAAAAGGGAUUAGUGAGAGAUGCGUUACUGAUGCACAGUUUGAAGAAGCUAGUGGCAGUAAUCUACCCUGUGGCACCAUCAAUAUCCGAAGAGGCAACAGAGAUCAUUAAUAAAGCACAGAAUUGGGCAUGGAACCAAUAUAGGUGGCCGACCUGCGAGCCCGUGAUAGAACCCAGCACUUUAAAGUAUCAAAUUGUCGUCAACGGAAGGAUGAGGUUUAUGUUGACAGCGGAGAAAGAUUUCUCAAAAUGCGACAUGGAAACGAUUUUAUCAAGGCUUCUAUCGCUUCCAGAAGGCAGAAAAUACUUGACAAAUCGCAAAAUUAAGAAGUUCAUUUCAAAGAACAACAUCAUUAGUUUUAUGCUUGCUAAAUGA
This is a messenger RNA of Torulaspora globosa, 2646 nucleotides long. RefSeq names its product leucine--tRNA ligase NAM2 (gene NAM2). Gene Ontology annotation, biological process: leucyl-tRNA aminoacylation; mitochondrial translation. NCBI's taxonomy places the organism in Eukaryota, Fungi, Ascomycota, Saccharomycetes, Saccharomycetales, Saccharomycetaceae. Gene Ontology annotation, cellular component: mitochondrion. The transcript has a single exon. Gene Ontology annotation, molecular function: aminoacyl-tRNA deacylase activity; ATP binding; leucine-tRNA ligase activity. The record is from RefSeq and is a predicted model, not a curated record. The coding region runs from base 1 to 2646 and encodes 881 amino acids.